AUGGACGUCUCGGAUAUCUCGUCGACUUGCGACUCAACACCCGCACACUUAUGCACUGGUUCGGAAAGUGGUACUCUAUCGCCAUCUCCUUUACUUGACGUCGAUGUCUAUAUUGCUGGCAAACGCGUCGUCGUACCCAUAGAGUCAACCAUCAUCAAGUCGACCCGCAUCUUUACUUCACCAUGGCUAUUUAUGGUCCUAGUCGCCGCGUACAUCAUCGGUUUCGCGUUCUUCUCGCGCGAACAGUCUUUCUUGACCCCUGAGCAAUCCUUCAUCGGAUGUACGUCGACGUACUGGUUAGCGAACAACGGCUGCGGACAAGACGGAGAAGCAUGCGGACCGUUCGACAAUUCAUCUUUCGACUUCAGAUGCCCGGCGCAAUGCGAUAAUGUCAUUCUGCAAAACCCUAGAACGGUUGGGGAUGGCCAGAUCGCGUUCAAACCCCUCGUUGUUGGAGGCGGUGAUCCUGAUGGGACAUACAGAGGAGACAGCUUCAUUUGUGCUGCUGCUAUACAAGCUGGUGUCAUUUCAAGUAGCAGAGGCGGAUGUGGGACUCUUCAGCUGACUGGCAAUUUCACAGACUUCAUACCCUUCACAUCGCGCGGACUCACGUCAAUCGGUUUCCCGACAAUCUUUCCUGUAUCCUUUCGUUUCUCCGGCACCUCAAGCUUAUCCCACUGCACCGACCUCAGAAAUCCAGCUCUCGCAUUCAACAUCCUUAUCACCUGUGCUUUGUUCAUUGUCCUCCGACCCAAGCCAAUCAUUCUCUACUGGUGCCUUGUCUGCAUUGGCUUCUGGCAUGUGGCACUGUUCUCACAACCGCAAGGUCCGCCUCCAAGGAUAGAUGUCGCCUUCGGUUCAUUCCUUCCAUUAUUAUUUAUAGCCUACGGUUUCUGGCGACUAGCAUUCCGUUUCGUCCUUCCAGCUUUCUCCAGCGCUCCAUUAGAAGCAUGCGUAUUAUAUCUCAGCGGAUUUUGGGUCGGUGUACUCAAUAAUCUUACUUUUGACAAGCUGCCUCUCAGCCGCCUCACGUCGUCCGACAUCAGCAAGCGUAGUGGUGCAGUUGCGACACUGGUUGUCAUUCUGGUCAUCGUUGUCAUUCUGGUCAUUAACCAGAUUCGGGUUGUCCGAAAGACAGGAUGGCUGCCACACUAUCUCGGUUGGUACAUCGCUGGCGGCCUCGUCACUCUGGUCAUUGCUUUACUACCCGGCCUUUCAUUGCGGCUCCACCACUACAUCCUUCCCAUGAUUAUAUUACCUGGAACCGCUUUUCCAACGCGCCUAUCGGCCAUUUAUCAGGGGCUUUGCCUUGGUCUGUUCCUCAAUGGUGUCGCUGCCUUCGGGUUCGAUUCCAUUCUCCAGACCCCUGAAGAUCUUCGCCUAGAUGCACCUCUAGGUUCCGACCUCCCUGUAUUUGCAACGAACUCGACGAACUAUAAUCCUAACAUUCCCUUCGCUAAUCAAACUAUUCUUUGGGAAGCCCUCAUCGAUGGCUGGGACGGCUUCAACCUUCUGGUCGACGACGUCCAGAGAUAUUCUGGCCAGGCACUUAAUUUCUCGUUGGCAUCGCUGAAUGCCACAAUACCCCACUUCUUUCGGCUGGCGUACACAUCCAACGGUGCCACAGGUGAUUUCACCAAGGCGGCCACAUUGUGGCCCAACGGGACCUGGGUGGAUCCACUUCCUGGCCCGUCGCCUCCUUCAUCUCACGACUAUCAGGGAGCAUCGCUCGCUGAUCAUAUCAAAACGACCCUCUCGACGAACUCCUACACGAUCAUACCACAGUUUCGGCCAAUGCCUCCAGUGCACCCCAGCAACUUUAUACUUGAGGGCGAGUUCUUACAAGUCCGAAAGCGGCCCGCGUUAUUUAAAUGCGCGAUCUGCUCCGACCAUCCUGAUGAAGGGUUCUUUAUGGAUUCGGGGGCGAAACUGGAACACGCGAAAGAAGAGGCACAUCGUCGGAGGGCGUGGGAGAAACAACAGACUUGGGAGUUGCCCGUCAUCGACUGGUCCAAGUUCAACUCGGGAAACCCCAUGUCAGAAAGUCGUGCACUAGGGUGGGAGAAGCCGACUGAGCAAUACGAAUUGAAGAAUGCGCUCAUCCAGCAGUGGAGAAAUGAAGUGGCGGAGGCGUUGUUUGGUCCGGAGAAAAGGUCGGCAUAA
Messenger RNA from Cyclocybe aegerita, 2163 nucleotides. The record is from the annotation of a GenBank genome assembly. Lineage: Eukaryota; Fungi; Basidiomycota; Agaricomycetes; Agaricales; Hemipholiotaceae.